CUGACGUAUGCUGGCCAAUCAGCGUCCAGUUCAGAAGGCUCAGCUCAGGCCCACAGAGGGCUCAGCGCUUAAUGAGAGCAAGUGAAGGGAAACAAGAGAGCAAUUGCUGGUGAGGGCAUGGAAUAGAGCUCACGAUGGGAUGGCGAUGGGCUAUAUAAAGAGCACCAGAUCCUCCCGAGAUGGAGACACUCAGAACCAAUCCAACUAGAACCUAUACAACUAGCACAUAUACAACUACCACCAUGUCGAGCAGAGAUUUUUACGGAACAGAUAACAAAGACACCCACCGUCAGUCAAACCAACACAAGUCCGACCAGUAUGGCCAGACCGAUCUGACCAACGCCAACCAGCACAACCAGGUUCAACCAGGUCAGGAGGGUGAAGAAGGUGAAAGAGGCCUUCUAGCUACUGUUGGUGGUGCCGCUGCUGGUGGUUUUGCCGGUGGCCAAUUGAGUGGAGGAAGCACCUUGGGCAAGAUUGGAGGUGCCAUUGCUGGCAGUUUCUUUGCCAACAAGGCUGAAGACAAGCUAGAGGAUCGCCAGGAACAGAAGAAGUACAAGGAGCAGCAACAGAAGUUCAACCAGGGCUACGGCAACCAAGGCAGCCAUGGACGUUCUAACCAAGGAGGAACUGGUGGUCCUGGUGGCUACGGCAAUCAAGGAAACCAAGGCGGCUACCCCGGCUCUGGCAAGCACCAGGGUCCAGGCAAACAUCAAGGUGGUCCUGGAGGUCCUGGAGGCUACAAUCAAGGAGGCUACGGCCCAGGCAGCAACAGAUUCUAGAUGAUUGAGGUGGUUGAAGCUGCUUUGAGGCUCUGAAGGUUGUUUGAAGUUUUUGGUUUACGACCCCGAUUUAAGUCUCACGCUGUGUUUUUUUUUCUGGGCACAAUCGGAAAAAAAACAAAGAAAAACAUCAUCUUUUGGACCAUUCUC
This is a messenger RNA of Ascoidea rubescens DSM 1968, 932 nucleotides long. RefSeq lists its product as uncharacterized. The transcript has a single exon. Gene Ontology annotation, cellular component: outer membrane. Bases 243 to 782 code for a protein of 179 amino acids. NCBI's taxonomy places the organism in Eukaryota, Fungi, Ascomycota, Saccharomycetes, Ascoideales, Ascoideaceae. The record is from RefSeq and is a predicted model, not a curated record.